This is a messenger RNA of Cornus florida, 6741 nucleotides long. RefSeq lists its product as uncharacterized. Gene Ontology annotation, cellular component: nucleolus. Bases 104 to 6313 code for a protein of 2069 amino acids. The record is from RefSeq and is a predicted model, not a curated record. Lineage: Eukaryota; Viridiplantae; Streptophyta; Magnoliopsida; Cornales; Cornaceae. Gene Ontology annotation, biological process: ribosome biogenesis. The transcript is spliced from 11 exons.
CUUGCCAAAUACAGUAACUGAGUAAGUAAUACGACCUAAAACCCCAAAGUGCAAAACCCUAGAUAUCAAUUUCGUGGACAUCGCUCAGGGAAGAACCCCAACAAUGGCUGAUUUUGAAGUACAGAAGGCUACGAAGAAGAAGAAGAGAAAGCAAAGAAGUACCGAAGACGAAGAACGACCUUGCAAAGCCUCUCGUGUCGACCACUCGAAAGAACCAGAAGGAAAUAAAGUACAAAGAGAAAUAUGCGAAAAGUUUUUAGAUGAUCCUCCAUGGAGGAACCUACAGUUAAUUUUAUCACUUCAGAACAAAGAUAUUGAUAUCCGAGUAAAGGUCGAACUAGCAUUUGAUUUUGUGAAAUCGAGACUUAACAAAGAAGGGGAUGACAGCAAUCAAAGUUCAGAGACGGUUAGCAUUUCAAGGGUAAUAGUAUUCCUCAACAGUUGGGUCCAGUCACUGUUGAUUUCUUCCGAAAAGAAAAUUAGGGGUGAAGGGCAUAAACCUCAGUCUGAAGUUACUGGGUCAUGUUUGGAUUAUAGAUGCUGGAAGAUUUUCAAGUUCUGCUUGGACGAGUCUUUGAAACUGCAUGUUUCAUUAAGCUUCUCAAGGGACUUCUUAAGGAUUAUUCAAUGCAUUGCAAGAGAUGUGUUAUCCCGACUGGAUGUUGCACCCCCACAUUCCAAAGAUUCAAUUUUGAGUGGCGAAGUGCUUGAAUUGUACACUAUUGUUCUUGAUAGUAUUUUGUGUGUAUUCUCAUCCCAUGGUGGGGUUUCAAAUGAGAAUUUAGAUGUGUGGGUUUUGACCGUUGAUGCUAUAAUUGAGCUUGUCCAGAAAAUUCUUAACGAUGAGCUUGAUGGUGGCAAGACAGGCGUCUUUGUCCUGCAAUUAUCAUGUUCUGUACUCGAUCCAUUUACCAAGUUUUUGAAGAUCCACCCACCUCGGAAAAAUGGAUUUCGUGAUUUCAUAGAUAAGCUUCUUGAGCCAUUAUUGAAUUUGUUGAAUGUGUUACAUCUUCAUAUUCAUGGAAGUAAUGCUGGAUGGACAAGAAAUUUAUUGGAGUUGGUGAAAGAGGUUCUAUCUCAGGGGUUGUUCCACCCUGUUCACAUUGAUGGAUUUCUAAGCUUACAGAGUACAGGAAAGUACAUCAAAUCUGAUGAUGGAAUGCCAAAAGACUUGAAAACAGUUAUGAAAAGUUAUCACAGACACCUUUUUGAUAAGCUGGAAAAUAUUAUGGCUGGGAAGAAUAUAUUGGCUUUAGGGGGCAUAGGGGAGCUGUUCUGCUUGUUUGUUGAUUGUGUUAAAAAGCAAAAGGGAGCUUCAGAAAAGAGAAAUUGCUUAAGUACUAUGAAUGCAGAAACACGAAAGUCAAUAUUUGAUUUCUUUGUAAAUAUUACAGAGCUUUUGUUGCUAGAAGUUAAUAAUUAUCUCCAAGCUGAACUGGAAGUGGGACCUGCAUUAAUGAAUGUUCAUUGCAAACUCAGAUCUAUCAAUAAAAUACUUACCAGCUUUAUGCACGAAAAGGUAUACAUACGUACAGAGGAUACCUCAGAAUGUUCUCAUCUUAAUUUCCUGAAGGUGGUCUACAAUAUGGUUUUGUCAUUUUCUUUUAAAAUAAAUCAGCUCUGGCCAACAACAUAUGUUUUAGGUAAGAGAGAACAUAUGGAGGUGUUAAAUUCAAUAGCCAAGGAGCUUGUUGUCAUGGUACGGAGUUUAUUGGAAAUUGAAUAUGAGGUCAUCGGCAAUGAUCUGGAAAGAUUAUGGCUUAUGAUGUUCUCAUACACCGCCCUAGGCCUCUCUUUGAUGGGAAAACCUCAUCAGUGCCCAUUGACUUCAGAGAUACUUCACCUUGGAUGCCAGCUGGUUAAUCUUUUUAGUGAACUUCGCCAGGUGAAUAAUAUCAUUUUUGCACUUUGCAAAGCGGUGAGGCGUUUGGUAUUACCUGACAGUGAUGGUGAGAUAAAUUAUGCAACAUUUAUGUCUUGCACACCUUCGUUAUAUUAUGAAUCAUAUGCCAAAUCAGCGAGAAUACUGUUAUGCUCACAAGAGUUCAGGCUUGCCAUUUACACUGCUAUUACAUCCAUCCCGGAAGGGCAAGCAAGUGGGUGCAUUCGGCAGUUAAAAGCAGAUAUUUUUGAAUCUCUGGAAUGGAUGAAAGUUGAUUGUUCCUUGGCAACUGCAAACAAACUUGGAAAACCAAGUAGUUGUAGCAAACUGUGCUUUGAUCUGCAAGCAGAGCUUCUGGGAAGAGGUUUAUCUGAUAUAUACACCCUAAUUCUGGAUUCAUUGACAAUCACCACGGGUAACAGUAAUCUCAUUGGUGUUCUUGUGGAAGAUUUGAUAGCAGAAAUACGUCCUAGUAUGAGUAGUCUGGUUGCACUACGGCUAGAUAAUGUUAAUGAAAUCAUUUCAAUAGUUACAGGAAGAGCUUUUGAUAUGGUGGCUGGAUCCAAAACUGAUUUGCUUUGCACUCACUGGGUUGUUCUGUUCUUCUUUCGUUUGUAUAUGUCCUGCAGAAUCCUAUACCGGCAAGCAAUCAGUCUUGUGCCUCCAGAUACAUCAAAAAAGAUGUCAGAAGUAAUGGGUGACUUAUUUGCUGCUUACUCUGGAGGGGAUUGGCUGGAGAGAACUGAUUGGAAGGAUAAUGACUAUUUUUCAUGGAUUGUCCAACCUUCAGCUUCUCUUCUUACCAUUGCACAAACUGUUUCGGACAUUUAUUUUCAAGACACUUUUGCAGAUUGCUCCCCCCUGAUUUAUGUAUUGAAUGCCAUGGCUCUCCAGAGGCUUGUUGAUUUGAAUAGGCUGAUAAAGUCUUAUGAGUAUUUGGUGCAGAGAAACGGUCGGAAAAAAGUGAUGGAUGAUACUGAGAUGUCACUGUAUCAUGAAAAAAACAAAAAGUUGAAAAUGUCUGUAUCAGAUUUCAAGCAAGAGGCUUCAGGUCUGACCAAUUUCAUGUUGGAAUACCUCCCACUAAUGGAUAAAGACCAAUUGUUUAUCUCCACAUUUGAUGAUGCAACUUAUAAGGAUAUAUAUGCACUAGCUUUACGUGAAAACGAAACGUGGGAUUUUGGCAUUGGUGCUGUGAAUGAAAAGUCGCUCCCUUGUGCAAUUUGGUGGAUUGUUUGUCAAAAUAUAGAUAUUUGGUGCACUCAUGCUUCUAAGAAAAAGUUGAAGAUGUUCCUUUCACUGUUAAUCCAGAAUUCCUUUCCCUUUGAAAGAAGCAGUUUGGAUGAAUUUGGAAAGCACAACACUAAUAAACCUGGUGGUCCGAAGGAAGUCACUGCACAUCAAAUCUCAUUGCAACUUCUCAAUGACACUGUUUUCUAUGAACAAAAAUUUAUUUGCAGGCAUAUGGCAUCAAGAUUUUGCCGGAUUCUGGAGAAGUCAUUAUUACCAAUAUUUAGUAAUUUCAGAGAGGUUGAUUUGAGUUCAUCACCUAAUUGGUCAGAGUUUUUAAGUGUGCUUGACAACUCACCAAAUGUUGUUUCAGGCAACAAACAUGUUAUGAAUGACUGUUCUUCUGUAGCAGAACCAAUUUCUCAUUCACUUAAUAAGUCGCCUAAGGAGUGUUACAAGGAACAAAACUCCAUUCCUUCAAUUAGCAUGAAGUUUGCAGCUUGUCAAAGUUUGCUCAAUCUUUUGUGUUGGAUGCCAAAAGGAUAUCUAAAUACUAGAUCAUUCUCUCUCUAUGCAACUUCUAUUCUCAACCUCGAAAGGUUUGUAGUUGGCAGCUUGGUAGAUUGUCAUGGUGCAUUAUACUCGCAUGAUCAUUAUGAGCUCUUCAGAUUGUUUGUGUCCUGUCGGAGGGCCCUCAAAAGUCUAAUACUGGGAUCCUGUGAAGAGAAGAUGGAAACUGGUCAUUCCUCACUUACUCGAAUGCUUUCGGAGAGUUCAUUUCCUGUUUUAUGGCUUUUGAAGUCAUUGUCUGCUGUGAUUAAGCUUGAACAUGCAUUUUCGGAAGACGAAGCUACCCAAGUGAAAGAUAUGAUUUUUUCAUUGAUGGAUCAUACUUCUUAUGUGUUUUUUACAUUAAGCAAAGACCGCUUUACACAUGCAGUUUACUUCCUUGUAAAUGCCAGGGAACCUUGUGGAGAACAACCGAGUUCUGCUGUUGUUGUCCAUGAACAGAGUGAUUCAAUUAAAUCUGAUCGAUACUUGGAUUCCCCUAAAUGUAUCGAUGCAUGGAAAGCUAUGGUCCUUACAGCUGAGACUUUGAAGGAACAGGCUUUAAAAGAGAAGAAUGCUGGUGUUCUGGAUUUGAAGAAAAUAUCUUCUAUUAUUUCUUGCUUUCAAGGUUUUUUGUGGGGCCUAGCAUCUGCCUUGGACCACAUAGAUGCAAAAGCUUGUAACAUUAAAACAAAAUUAUCAAGAUGGAAAUUUGAACCUAUCCAUAAAAUCAACCUUUGCAUGGAUGUAUUUGCAGAUUUCAUAGAUUUUUACUUGCAUGUAUUGUAUGUUGAGGAGGAUCAGUUGCCCCAAAGUUUAUGUGAUCCUCAAACUCUUCCCAUGUUAGAGUUUGAAAAUCAUGAUUUAUUGGGGUUGCGUUCAUGCAAAGGCUCUGGUGAUGCUACUGAUAUCUUGUAUGGAAAAGAGCAACAGAAUUUUGGAACUGCAAGUAACUGCCCUGCAUCAGUUGACAAAAAGGAUGAUUCUGAUAAAAGAGUCCGGAAGAAAAGGUCCCAUUCAAAAAAAUCAGAUUUAGACAGUGUUCUAAGUAAGGCUGAUUUAUUUGAACAACAAUGUUUAAAGGAGUCUUUGCUGCAGGGGUUUUUGAGAGGUGAAAAUCCUGAAGCAGCAUUUUUACUCAGACGGCUAUUUGGUGCUGCUUCAGCUAUUCUGAGGCUAAAUUUGCAGAUCAACUGCACUUCUUUGUCGUCAGGUUUGGUACCUAUAUUAAUUGGGAUUUCCAAAGUUUUGUUACUGGAGCUGGCAAAUAAGGUCGAGGUGCCACAACCAUUUACUUUUGUUUGCUUAGAUGGUGUUGUAACAUUUCUUGAAGUGUUAGGGAGUCAUUUUCCUUUGACCAAUCCUAUUUCUUCUGGAAGUGUGUAUGCCAAGCUGAUCGACUUACACUUUAGGGCUAUAGGGAAGUGCAUUUCUUUACAGGGAAAAGAAGCUACUCUAGCAUCUCAUGAGACAGAGUCCAGUACCAAGACACUGAAUGGUCAGAUUGGAUUAUCUGAAUCAACUCUUUCUCAUGGACCAUACUGCUUAAAUGAAUUUAAAGCUAGGUUGAGAAUGUCUUUCAAAAAUUUUGUCAAGAAACCAUCAGAGUUGCAUUUAUUAUCUGCUAUUCAGGCUUUAGAGAGAGCACUAGUUGGAGUGCGUAAAGGCUGCACGAUAGUCUAUGAAAUACACACUGGAAGUUCAGACGGGGGAACAGUUUCCUCGACUGUUGCAGCUGCCAUUGACUGCUUCGAUUUGGUACUUGAAUUUGUUGCAGGAAGCAAGCGUUCGAGUGUGGUUAGAGAACAUAUCCAGAACUUAGUUGCUUGUCUGUUCAACAUAAUUGUGCAUUUGCAGGGUCCAGCAAUUUUCCAUGGGAAUGUAGUCCCUAAUAAGUGUGAUUCCAAUCCCGACCCAGGAUCAGUCGUUCUUAUGUGUGUUGAGGUACUGACAAGGGUUUUUGGAAAACACUUUCUGUUCCAAAUGGAGUCCUGCCAUAUUGGGCAGUCCGUGAGUAUACCUGCUGUGCUUUUCCACAAUCUCCUCCAGCUUAGAAAUUCCAAAAUUCCCGCUCUAUCUAAUUCUCUGAGGUUCUUGGAUACUCAAGUAGCUAAGUCUGAAGAAAGCAUGAACUUUGUUGUAGAUCGGCAAUUUUCAAUAGACUUAUAUGCUGCAUCCUGCCGAUUGUUGUGUACCGUACUUAAGCAUCACAAAAGUGAAUGUGAGCGGUGCAUUCCUCUACUUGAAGGUUCAGUUUCUGUUCUUCUUGAUUGUCUGGAGAUGGUUGAUAUUGAUCCAGUUGUCAGAAAAGGUUACUUUGCAUGGGAGCUACAAGAGGGAGUGAAAUGUGCUUGUUUUCUCCGAAGAAUUUAUGAAGAGAUGAGACAGCAGAAGGAUGUCUUUGGCCAGCACUGUUUUCAGUUCUUAUCCAAUUACAUAUGGAUUUAUUCUGGAUAUGGUCCCCUUAGAACAGGAAUCAGAAGGGAAAUAGAUGAAGCGUUGAGAUCAGGUGUCUAUGCUUUAAUAGAUGCUUGUUCAGCAGAUGAUCUUCAACAUCUUCAUACGGUAUUUGGAGAGGGUCCCUGCAGAAGCACCCUGGCAACUUUGCAACAUGAUUACAAACUGUUUUUCCAAUACGAAGGAAAAGUCUAACAAAGAUAUAUUCUCUGCAUACUGAGCCGACAGUGCUGCUGGGGUCUUCUUCUCCAUAUCCCUAGGAUUGAGGGUCGUAAGGCAGUGCGACUUGACUCCUUAAGAGUACAAAGAAGCGAUGUGCAUGGAACUGGAUGAUUUAGACGAAGAAUGAACAGGCUGGGCGCUACUGGUUGAUAGUGUCCCGAUAGAAUCGGAUGUCAGUCAGGGUUAAACCAAUUGUCCGGUUCAAUUUCCGUUGUGAGAAGAAUGAAGCAAGCAUGUAUGAAGGUAGUAAAUAUGCACUUAAAUUUGAAAGCAUAUACAAUUUUGUAUUUGUAUAGAUCCAGUUAUAAAAAGUGUUUGUGUAUGUAAACAUAUUUGUAAACAUACAUGUUCAGGUAUACUAUUAGCAUCGGCAUAUUUCGUUCUGCAACUCGUGUUUGUUU